AUGCCAACAGUUUGUUUGAUGUCCAAGAAAAGGAACACCCAAUGCUGUGGAAAUCAGUUAAUAUCGACAAAAAAUGGUUGCUGUAAUGAAACAACUCCUUUCAACAAGACUAUAUCAGCUUGCGAAAAAAAACAAAUUGUUCCACGGUUCCAUGACUUUUGCAAUGGAAUACUAUACGAUAAACGGAAACAGAUAUGCUGCGACGAAUCCAAACUCUACAACAAAUCCUCUUUUGACAAACAUAUCCGCUGCUGCGGGGAGUCUUUGUUUGAUAACAGGCGCGAACAGUGCUGUGAAAGGGCGGAUAUAACCAAAGUCCAGCCCACAACAGGGCACUGUUGUGGGACAGGUCUUUACAAUUCAUCCAAUGAAAUCUGCUGUCAUAACAACGUAUACGACUCAUCAAAUGGAACAAUUCAAUGUUGUGGGAACGGUUCAUUUGACAAAAGACACCAGACAUGCUGUCAUGGUAUAGUGCAUAACAUAAAACACGUGAGCGACCCUAAAUGUUGUGGUAAAGACGUAUAUUCGACAGCGUCACACCUAUGCUGCAGUGGUGACCAAAUAAUAAAGAAAAAUGCCUCUGACCACGAUCAAUGCUGUCUUCGGAAUUCAGAGUUCUACUCGUGCAAACACCAGCCAAGGAGACCAUCAAUAUUUUGUGGGUACCAGCGGUAUAACAGUCAGACAGAUCUUUGCUGCAAUAAUCAGGUCCACAAGGGCGCCAAGGAAACUGGAAGAGAAUGCUGUCACCCUGGAAAAAAGGAUUAUGAUCCAAGAAAUGAGAAAUGUUGUCAUGGUUUGGUGAAAAGUAUUGCCGAGAGUUGCAGUGAGCAGUCGGACACCCCCAGCUCCUCCACACAAAGUAGCAUUUGUAGUAUUAUCUCUCAAAAGUGGACUACUUGGAAUAUGAGAAAAUCUGUGAACAUCGGAAGUCUAGAUAUUUGUAGGAGAAAUGGUUACGUAAUCAAAGUCCAUCAUAUCAAAUGUUUCAACUCGACCAAAGAAUUAUCACCGAGGAUGAUAUUAACGGGGACAGCAAAACAGAACUUCUACAACGCCACAGAUGCAUUGUCUAAGAGAAAAAUCAUCAAAAUCGAUCUACCUUGCAGCUGUAACAAUCAUUAUAAACUGAGAAAAAAGAGAAUUCUUCUUGUGACCGACAUUGAUUUGAAGGUUCCUCACAGAACAUUCCACCUCGGGGACAGCGAUAUCAUUCUUCCCUACAAAAAGAAGGUGCUAAAGGAUGUAAAGAAGAGGAGAAAGUCAGCGGUUUGCGAGCCUCAGAACUGCGUUAAAAAUCGAAGCCGCUAUCCUAGCCGCUAGAUAUCUAGUUGUCUCAGACCGCUAUACCUCAUCGUCUCAAUCCGCUGUCCGGAGUCCGCAUAGAGCUCUUUUUGGCCGUGGUUUGUGACGAUGACUCUACCUCAACUAGUCGACAGGUGACGGCCAUCAGAUUUUGGAUACAAAUGUAUUUAUAUCUCUGGUAAUAAUUAGUUUUUGAAUCAAAAUGGGCCGAAGU
Molecule: messenger RNA, 1522 nt
Organism: Saccostrea echinata
Lineage: Eukaryota; Metazoa; Mollusca; Bivalvia; Ostreida; Ostreidae
Product: galaxin-like
Exons: 6
Coding region: 1-1326 (441 amino acids)
Source: RefSeq, a predicted model, not a curated record